Messenger RNA from Geodia barretti, 1135 nucleotides. Lineage: Eukaryota; Metazoa; Porifera; Demospongiae; Tetractinellida; Geodiidae. The record is from the annotation of a GenBank genome assembly.
UAUUUUGACAAUCUCGACCGUCUCAGUACACCAGACUACAUUCCCUCACUGGACGACGUCCUACGAGUCAGAGUGCCGACCACGGGCAUUGUGGAGUACAACUUUCAGAUGAAAAAAGAAGUCGUUUUCAAGAUGGUGGAUGUGGGAGGUCAGAGGUCAGAGAGAAGAAAGUGGAUCCACUGUUUUGAAGGGGUUAAAGCCAUAAUCUUCCUAACAGCCAUCAAUGAAUAUGAUCAGGCACUAGUGGAAGACUUGGCCCAGAACAGAAUGAGGGAGAGUCUGGCUCUGUUUGAGACAAUCAUCUCCUACCCGUGGUUCCAGGAGUCCUCCAUCAUCCUCUUCAUGAACAAGACCGACCUCUUCAUGGAGAAGAUUGGGAGGUCACCCAUUUCCACCCACUUCCCCGGAUACAAGGAGUUCCAGUUUAACGGGGCUCCAUCAACGGACGGAGACCCUGAGGCCGCGAAAGACUUCAUCAAGACGCUGUUUCACUCGGUGAACCCUGACCCCGAAAACAAACGGCUCUUCCCACAUUUCACGUGUGCUACUGACACGGAGAACAUCAAGAGAGUCUUUUCGGACGUCCGCGAGCACGUGCUAGAAGAAAACCUCAAAGACUAUAACCUCAUGUAGUAGUAUUAUGACUAUAUUAUAUACACACCUAUGUAUGUGGUACAACUGUAUACACGCACUGUAUGUAUGUGCUAUAACUGUUAUCCACACUGCCAUGUGUGUUGUAACUGUAUACGCACGCCCCUAUUAUGUUGUAUAUAGCUCAGUUGUGGACUGCCAUUGUUUUUUCCUUCCUCUAUAGCUGACCUCAGUUGUAUAUAUAAUACAUCACGCAAGGACAUGUUAUAUAUAAGUUUUACAAUCUGAAAGUCUCUCUCUGUCAUAAUUAUUAUCCCUGUCGUUAUAUUAUUCAUUUCACACUGACCCAUUUUUUUCCUUUUCCCUUCUUUCCUUCAUAGAAAGCUAAUACACACACGAACAUAUAGGAUAUUGGAGAAUAUUAUGUACUAAUUUUUACCUGUUAGUUUGUAUAAUAUUAUGUAAUACUUUUAUUCACCGCUUAGUUUAUUUAUGUUUAUGCAUCAUCUCAUAGUGUAUUACGCAUGAUGAUGAUUAUAAUAUU